CAGCUUGCAUUAAAGUUAGUGUCACUUUGGGCGAUGAGGCCAUCAUUAUCCUCAAAUUUCAAUACCUAUCACGCCCGGAAAAGACCCAAGAAACGCCACGACGUUUUGUUGACGACUUCCCAUCCAUCCACAGGAAUACAUCCAUCUUAUCAUAA
Molecule: messenger RNA, 155 nt
Organism: Ambispora leptoticha
Lineage: Eukaryota; Fungi; Glomeromycota; Glomeromycetes; Archaeosporales; Ambisporaceae
Source: the annotation of a GenBank genome assembly